AUGCCGGCAACUCUCCGCAAGCAGCGGCAGCGCUGCCGCUGCUCGCGGAGAGGUCCGCGAAGCCUGGGCGCGCUUAUCUCAGACCGCGCAGGCUUCGGCAUGCCGGCAACUAUCCGCAAGCAGCGGCAGCGCUGCCGCUGCUCCCGGAGAGGGCCGCGAAGCCUGGGCGCGCUGAUCUCAGCGCGCGCAGGCUCCGGCAUGCCGGCAACUCUCCGCAAGCAGCGGCAGCGCUGCCGCUGCUCGCGGAGAGGUCCGCGAAGCCUGGGCGCGCGGCUCUCAGCGCGCGCAGGCUUCGGCAUGCCGGCAACGCUCCGCAAGCAGCGGCCGCGCUGCCGCUGCUCGCGGAGAGGUCCGCGAAGCCUGGGCGCGCUGAUCUCAGCGCGCGCAGGCUUCGGCAUGCCGGCAACUCUCCGCAAGCAGCGGCAGCGCUGCCGCUGCUCGCGGAGAGGUCCGCGAGCCUGGGCGCGCUGA
Podarcis lilfordi (Lilford's wall lizard) is the source of this 471-nucleotide messenger RNA. Lineage: Eukaryota; Metazoa; Chordata; Lepidosauria; Squamata; Lacertidae. The record is from the annotation of a GenBank genome assembly.